CAUCUUUCCAUUCAAAAGCAUGAAUGAGCUGUAUGUAAACAUAGCUCAGAAAUCAGAAAUAAGUGUCAGUCUGUGGCACACUCUCUCUGCAAGGGGGAUGUUUGUUGACUCAACUCCUUGAGCUAGUGCGCCACGCCGAAGGUUGCAGCUGUCUUAAGCCCGAGGUCCGUACUCAUAUUCAUCAUGUUUCGGCCCAUUUCAACGCUUCCCCUGCCAGCAUCGGCUCAACUUCUUCUUCGAGAGAGUGGUUUUCUAUUCUGCGAGGAUGUAAUCAGUCAUCGCGGUGUUGCUCCAGAAGCUCGCAGCAUAUUACAAAGGUGGAAUUUACACAGCGGAGAGUGUUGGAAUACUCUCACCUCUCCCCCUCAGACUUUGAAUUCCCUCGAUCUGUGGCAGGAAGAGUGUACAAGUCGCAGCAUAGUUACAUGGAGUAAAGAUGUGGAUUCAAUACUUGAUGGUGGAAUUCCCUUUCAAGUCAUCACAGAGUUGUGUGGAGCACCAGGGUCAGGGAAGACGCAAAUGAGUUUACAGCUUUGUGUUGAUGUACAAAUCCCUGAGUCCCUUGGAGGUGCAGAAGGCCAGGCUGUUUUUAUCGAUACUGCUUGUAAUUUUUCAUCACAGCGUAUUAGAGCUAUAGCUGAUGCUUGCUGCAAACAUUGCCAUCUGCUUUCAAGAAAGAACCAAAUAAGGGAUUUCGUCAAUUUUAAUGCUGAUAGUAUCUUAAAUAAUAUACAUUUGAUAUCUAUUCAUGGAAUAGUCCAGCUUCUGGCUGCUGUUAAAGUACUCCCGCAAUUAAUUGAGCAGCAUCCACAGAUUAAACUUGUUGUGAUUGAUAGUUUAGCAUUUCCUUUUACCUGUGGGGAGACUUGCAACACUCUUGAUCGCACCAGUUAUAUUUAUCGAAUUUUGUCUGACCUUCAAAAACUAGCUGUACAUAAUAGACUUGCUAUAGUAAUUACUAAUCAGUUGACAACACGUAUCAUAAAAUCAACCCCUAAUAUGAGUGAACUUUCUCCUGCACUUGGGGAGAGCCUGGGACAUAGAGUAACUCAGCGGCUUUUGCUGGGUCGCAUUGCGGGCAACUUGAAAGCAGCAAUUGUGUUAAAAGGAAAUAACCAGUGUAUGUCAAGUGCAAAAUUCCAAAUAACAGAGGCUGGGAUAAGAGAUUUGUAACGAAAUGAACACUAGUAAAACUAAUGAACUCUAAAAAAAGUCAAAGAAGAAAAGGAAGCAAUCAAACAUUUUUGACUCAAGUUUUAUUGAUGUCAUGAAUGUAUACAACUCUCUCUAUAAAUAAAAAAUAAAAAUCAGCAGUGCAAA
Messenger RNA from Frankliniella occidentalis (western flower thrips), 1320 nucleotides. Its product is annotated as DNA repair protein RAD51 homolog 3. NCBI's taxonomy places the organism in Eukaryota, Metazoa, Arthropoda, Insecta, Thysanoptera, Thripidae. The transcript is spliced from 9 exons. Gene Ontology annotation, molecular function: four-way junction DNA binding; ATP binding; crossover junction DNA endonuclease activity. Gene Ontology annotation, cellular component: replication fork; Rad51B-Rad51C-Rad51D-XRCC2 complex; Rad51C-XRCC3 complex. Gene Ontology annotation, biological process: DNA repair; meiotic DNA recombinase assembly; reciprocal meiotic recombination. Bases 184 to 1173 code for a protein of 329 amino acids. The record is from RefSeq and is a predicted model, not a curated record.